AGAGAACCGCGAGUUGCGAAUACCCAAAACCCUAACACUAAACCCUCGAACCCUUUUCUCUCUACUCAACUCUCAAAUGGCUAUGUACACCGUUCUACGCCGCGCCACCGCUGCCGUUGUACCACUAGCUGCCCGCCGCGCAGUAGCGACUUCAUCUUCCAGAACCUUCCACAGCGCACUCUCUGUUAAGCUCCUUCUCAACAAAGAAAUUAAUCCUUUUGUACCCUCUCGGAGUUUCUCUAACGCCGUCGCAAACAAGCCUGUUGCAGAUGAUAAUCUUGUUCAAGUCCUUCAAAAUGAAAUCGAGUGUGCCAUCGAGGAUGAUCAAUCUGCUCAAGUUGAAAUUCCUCACGGGUUUCCUUUUGAGAUUGAGGACAACCCUGGAGAAAGAACUAUUCAACUAAAGAGACAAUAUGAGGAUGAAACUAUCACAGUUCAAGUUGAAAUCCCUACUGUAGGACCUGGAAAUGAGGAUGAUGAUGCGGAUGACAACGAGAAGAAUGAUAGUGAAUCUAGCAUUCCUUUGGUUGUUAAUGUUUUCAAAGGAAAUGGAGUGUGUCUGGAGUUUGGUGUAACUGCUUUCUCUGAUGAGGUUUCAAUUGAUAGUUUGUCAAUAAAGAAGCCCGACGAGUCUGAAGACGAGCUGGUAUAUGAGGGACCUGAGUUCACUGAUUUGGAUGAAAAUCUGCAGAAGGCUUUUCUCAAGUAUCUCGAGGUCCGGGGGAUAACAGCCAGCACAACCAACUUUUUGCAGGAAUACAUGUUUAACAAAGACAACAAGGAAUACUUGGUGUGGCUGGAGAAUCUGAAGAGCUUCGUUGAGAAAUGAAUUUAAAAGAAAAUGCUAGAGAUUAUGAUAUAUGAAAUUCUAGAUGUUCUGUGCUGUAUCAUUUAUAUGCGAGUUACUCGAUUAAGCUAAUAAUCUUGAAAAAAACUUGGAUUAUUUUAGAUUGAUAUUUAUGGUUUUACUUCGCCCUACAAUUAAUUCAAUAGUCUCUGUGGGUUGUUCUCGUCUCA
This is a messenger RNA of Trifolium pratense (red clover), 1017 nucleotides long. RefSeq lists its product as uncharacterized. The record is from RefSeq and is a predicted model, not a curated record. Gene Ontology annotation, cellular component: mitochondrial matrix. NCBI's taxonomy places the organism in Eukaryota, Viridiplantae, Streptophyta, Magnoliopsida, Fabales, Fabaceae. Bases 77 to 829 code for a protein of 250 amino acids. The transcript is spliced from 3 exons.